Messenger RNA from Stereum hirsutum FP-91666 SS1, 1291 nucleotides. RefSeq names its product mitochondrial carrier. Gene Ontology annotation, biological process: mitochondrial phosphate ion transmembrane transport. The coding region runs from base 296 to 1258 and encodes 320 amino acids. Gene Ontology annotation, cellular component: mitochondrial inner membrane. Lineage: Eukaryota; Fungi; Basidiomycota; Agaricomycetes; Russulales; Stereaceae. The record is from RefSeq and is a predicted model, not a curated record. Gene Ontology annotation, molecular function: phosphate transmembrane transporter activity. The transcript is spliced from 11 exons.
CGGUCAUCUUCUGCAAAGUCAUCCCGCCUUCGCCUAUACUCUGCUGUUUACGGCCGAGCUCGGCCACUGUGGAAAGAUAAGAUGCUGACAGCGUCAAGAUGAGCCACACGGCCGACUUUUCCAUUUGCCCUUACUUAUGAUGACUGGGACUGGAGACGCUUCAUGACGUCAGACCAUAUCUUGAUACAUAUAGACUCUCAAGUCCGGCGUCCAUGUUGAUUUCACCUAAUUUCAGCACUUUGCUCCAUAGCCUUUGUCUGCCUGCGCUUUGUGUCUGAGACUUGGAAGAUAGAAAAUGCCUAUAGCAGAGAAACAGCUAGGUGGUGGCCUCAAGAUUCCACAGUUUAGCGUGAGCGAUUAUAGUUCGUUCUUCCUCGCAGGAGCACUAUGUUGCACUCUUACGCAUGGAGGAAUGACCCCCAUUGACGUGAUCAAAACGCGCAUACAAGUCGACCCUGCACUCAAGGGACAUUCCCUCCUCUCUGGCGGACGUAGGAUUGUCUCGACUGAAGGACCCUCUGCUCUCCUGACGGGUUUCGGACCCACAGCUGUGGGAUACCUUGUACAAGGAGGCGCCAAGUUUGCUGGGUACGAGUUUUGGAAGAAGAAAGCGGUGGAGUUGGCGGGAGAUCAGGAGACGGCAGUCAAAUAUAGAACAGCCAUUUAUUUGGGCUCAGCAAGCGUGGCGGAGUUCUUUGCGGACAUCUUGCUUACUCCGCUCGAGGCAACGAGAAUACGACUUGUUUCAGAAAGGGGCUACGCCUCCGGUUUGACAACAGGCUUUGCCCGCCUGGUUAGGGAAGGCGGCGUGCGCGAGCUUUAUGCGGGGUUUAUUCCCAUCUUGUUCAAGCAGAUACCUUACGCUAUCGGUCAAUUUACUGUGAACGAAUUAUGCCAUGAAGUCGCAUUUCGCUCGAUGUCAGAAGAGACAAAACGAAACCUCGGUCCCGGAUCUAAUUUCUCGAUCUCACUCGGGAGUGGUAUCAUCGCAGGAUUCGCCGCUGCUAUACUCAGUCAACCCGCGGAUACCUUACUGAGUCAAAUCAACAAGGGACAUGGGCCUAAAGGCGGCAUGAUGUUCCGACUUGGUGCGCUUGCGAAGGAAGCGGGUUUCCGUGGGCUGUUCGCUGGCCUUGGACCGAGGAUGGUUAUGACAGCUGGACUCGUGUCUGGUCAAUUCUUGAUCUAUGGGGUCAUCAAGGAUGCUCUGGGUGCACCUCCUGGGAUAGAGAUCCAUAAGGAGGCUCAGGUAGACUAGAGAUCUGAGUCUCCUUGGUUUGGCUGUCUCGGC